Messenger RNA from Stegastes partitus (bicolor damselfish), 1972 nucleotides. RefSeq names its product dickkopf WNT signaling pathway inhibitor 3a (gene dkk3a). The coding region runs from base 4 to 822 and encodes 272 amino acids. The transcript has 7 exons. NCBI's taxonomy places the organism in Eukaryota, Metazoa, Chordata, Actinopteri, Pomacentridae. Gene Ontology annotation, cellular component: extracellular region. The record is from RefSeq and is a predicted model, not a curated record. Gene Ontology annotation, biological process: multicellular organism development; negative regulation of canonical Wnt signaling pathway. Gene Ontology annotation, molecular function: co-receptor binding; receptor antagonist activity.
AGCAUGAAGCCGGCCGCCGUCCUGCUAGUCGCGGCUCUCUCGGCAGUCUGCCACGGCAUCCUCCCGGAGAUCGUGGACUCCGGCAUCACUCACAUCCUGGAGGAUAAUUCCUUGCAGGAGCAAACGGAGCCGGACAGCGUGUUUGUGGAAGUGGAGCAACUCCCAGAGGAUCCGCAGCAGAAGCCUGAGGAUGCGUUUCAGCAAACUAACAACCAGAGCCCUCAUCCCAACAGCCUCCCUCCGAGUCAUCCCAACCAAACUGCUCCAGUGACUGAAUCUUUCCAGGAGACCAACAACAUCAGCACAGCCGUCCACACCAGUGAUCUGGAGAACAACAUCGAUCACAGUUGCAUCACCGGUGACGACUGUGGGAAGGGACGGUACUGCCUCUCUGACACGUCCAGAUGUCUCCCCUGUAAAGCCGUCGACGUGCCCUGCACUAAGGAUGACGAGUGCUGCGGUGAACAGCUGUGUCUUUGGGGCCAGUGCAGCCAGAACGCCACCAAAGGGGAGCCUGGCAGCACCUGUCAGCACCAGACUGACUGCAACCCAGACCUCUGCUGCGCUUUUCAUAAAACCCUGCUCUUCCCCGUCUGUUCGGCCAAACCCAUCGAGCGCGAGCGCUGCUUCGGUGCCUCCAACCACCUGAUGGAGUUGCUGUCGUGGGACAUGCAGGACGAUGGGCCCAGGAAACACUGCCCCUGUGCAGGAGAUCUCCACUGCCAGCACCUGGGGCGAGGCUCCAUGUGCCUUAAAGGAGAGGACUCGAGCGAAGAGGACCUGACAGACUCUCUGUACUCAGAGAUAGACUACAUCAUCUAGACACUCACUUUGCCCUGUGAGCAGCUAGUCAGCGAGUCUCCUCUGACUCCAGAGCCAUUAAAGAAGCGUUGCACUUUCUUUUUGCCAGCUUAAUCCAAAAAGCAUGGAAAAUGGAUGAACAUAUAUUUAUUCUGUUCGCUGUAACUGAGAUUUAUAACCCUCAAAAGUUUCUGAAAACGUAGAUAUAAAUGUGACUAACCCAAAACAAAAGCAGGAAAGUUUCUUGACUAUUUGCUGCAUUCCUAUAUUUUGUUCUAACUCUAUCUAACGCUAACCCCAGCCAUUGAACACAGCUCUAAAGAUUAAAUAUCAAUGAAUUCACCUUCCUGUCGCCCAGUUUCCAGACUUACUGCGUUUACUGUGAACUGGGAGGAAAACCAAACUCAUGCUUGGUGCACCGUGUGAGCAAUAAAAUGCAUGUUGUUGGAUUUCUCCACAGAAACAAGAAGACCGUCACAUCCAAGCACAGCAUGUUCUGUUUCUUCCUGUUCUAACAUUUAAUCGUACUGACCUCAUCUCAGAUGUUUUGUAGUAAAUCUAAUUAUAGCUGCUUAGAGCUGUUGCAUUUCUCUUCUGCACCUUUCACUUGUUAAAGCUGAGAACAUGUUCUGGCAAACUUUCCCUCCAUCGUCUGCUCUGCUGCCAAAGUCCUCACGCUGCUUUUCCUCCACACAGGUGAAAAACUUAUGACUGCACAGAGAUGUUCUUAUAUAUGCACGGCAGCUGGAAACGCUGUCCUGGUUUACUCUGCCUGUGUCAGAUUUAUUUUGUUUUUUUCCUUUUAUGUAUAUAUACGUGUAUAUCUGCACUUUAUUCAGAAUUUUAAUGCACCGCUGUUGUCGUUGAAGCAGCGUUUCAUAUUUAGCAAAGUCAGAAAGUUAUCAAGCGUACGAUCGAAGCUUGAUUUGAAGAACCUGAUGGACGACAGUUGGCUGUUCAGGUCAUCAGACGACGACUGCAAUCUGUUGUCUGAGAGCAAACUGUGGUGAUGUUUCGGUCCUCUGAGCUGAACACACAAGAAACCAGUUAACUGAACGAUCUCAUGCAAUAAUAACUGACUGUGGAUGUCAUUACUGUAUGUUUGCAAUCUUCUGUAUCUAAAUCAGUGGUUCUCAAACUGGGGGUCGGGACCCCCAUGGGGGUCCCAAGA